Messenger RNA from Boleophthalmus pectinirostris (great blue-spotted mudskipper), 8087 nucleotides. Its product is annotated as mucin-2-like. The record is from RefSeq and is a predicted model, not a curated record. NCBI's taxonomy places the organism in Eukaryota, Metazoa, Chordata, Actinopteri, Gobiiformes, Gobiidae.
CUGGCGCUGCUGAUGGCGGCGGAGGGAGCGCAGGGAGGAGGGCAGACGCUCCAGACCAGGCCCCGCAGUCACAUACCGACCCGAGCCGCGCACCCAGGCCGACACACAGAGCACCAGAGCCCGCAGAGCUAAGGCGCACAGUCCGGCGCCAUGGAUAGGUGACGUAGUUGGCAUACAUCCUGCUUCUCGCCACCAGCUGCAGACGUCAUCUGGCUGACAAACAAGCUGCCCGAUUGGUCCUGGUUUAGUCCUGGUUUACUCCUGAUUUAGUCCUGGUUUACUUCUGAUUUAGUCCUGGUUAAGUCCUGGUUUACUCCUCGUUUAGUCUUAAUAUUGAACUGGUCUCAAUUUGGACCUAGUUUUGACCUGCUUGAUCUGUAGUAAGCAGUUUUUCUUUAACAACCCAGUUAACAAAAUUUUCCUCACUAAAAUUCUAUAAACAUAAUAGAAGGUGAGGAGUCAUAUUUUUGGCAGUUUUAAGAAGGCUUAGUGGCAUUUUAAGCUGCUUCAGCCUACAGCAGAGGCCUAGGGUAGGGCCUUUAGCGGUCCGUAAGUGGUCCGCGCAGGAGUAGCCGUAGCCGUGGCGUAGAGUAGCUGCAGGAGACGCGGGGGUGUGAUGGAGUACCACUCCGGUGGUAGCCUGCCCCUGCUGGGGAGACCGCGCUACUGCCCCGGUGCUAACGCUAACGGGGGCUACCUGUGUGAGACCGGACACUGCUGCGGGGAGAGCGGCUGUUGCACCUACUACUACGAGCUCUGGUGGUUCUGGCUGCUCUGGACCGUCCUGAUCCUGUUCAGUUGCUGUUGUGCUUAUCGACAUCGCCGAGCCAAACUGCGAGUCCAGCAGCAGCAGAGGCAAAGAGACAUCAGCCUGCUCGCCUAUCAGGGAGCCUCCUCUUUCCCCUCCUCCAUGCUGGACCUCAGUUUCUUGGCAUCCCUAAAGUUACCGUCUUAUGAGGAGGUGGCCGCUCAACCCUCCACUCCUCCUCCUCCGUACAGCUCUGUGUUCACUGCUCCACGAUACCCCCAGCCCCCCCGCACAGCCGACCCUCACCUCCUCACCCAGCAGCACCCAGGGACCCUGCUCCACCGGCCCCUGCAGCCUUUGAGCGACGGACCCUCCUCACUCAGCUCUGACAACAGCUCCAGCUGCUCCUGUGACUCCUGCUGCCCGUCCUCCCCCUGUAGCUCCUCCCUCUCCGCGCCCGUUACCUAUGAGACGGACACAAGCCACACCUCCACGCCCAGCGAAGCCACGCCUCUCGCCCUGGACUCUGUCACCAUGGAGACGAUCAGCGCGGCCGCCACUCGCCUGGAGCUGCCCCAGGGCAAGACGGACGACUCUGCCACGGUCGCCAUUUUAAUCGAGGAAACCAAUCCGGCAGCCACAACAGAAAGCGUCACUGUUGUUGCUACCAGAUCGGCAUCUCCACUGGAAACAAUAGCCUCGUCCAACUCGGAUGCUACGUUUCCAGUUGGGAUUACGCCUCCAAUAAAGCAACAACUGGACAUCAAAACAGUUACAACGACUCCAACUUCUUGUCCUCAGAGCACAGAGAAUUCUAAAUCCAACUCGCCAAUGACUAGCCCUCCAGCUAGCUUAAACGUAACAAGAACUUUUGAUAGCACCACCAGCCACAAACAGCCAAGGACUCUUAACCUAAUACUAGACUCUAUGGGCGGGAAUACAGACACAAACCCAAGUUUAGUCCCAAUUUCGGUUUCUCCGCAAAAUCCUAGCAGAUCUAUUUUAUCUGAUGAGACUUGCACCUCAAAAUCAGAUUCCAAAAUUCAAAAAUCAGAUUCCAAAAUUCAAAAAUCAACUCCAGAAACGACUCCCUCCAACUUAUCUCCUACGAGGACUUUACAUUUGUUUGCUGAUCCGGUUGCCACAAAUUCCGACCAGUCUGUUAUCUCUUCACCCUCAAGCCAAGGAAUAUCUAAUUUUUCUACCAAACCAGCUGGAGAAACUUCAGAAUUAGACACAAAAACAUGUAUUGUCACACAACAAAAUGAUAAAGUUACAUAUUUCGUCAAAGCGCCAAGCGAAACUGCGGAAAUUAAAAGCCCAGCACCAACAGUUGAGGCUGACGUUACUAAGAACCAUCAAGACAUCUUUGGGUCUUGCAAACUGACCACAGAACUGGUGCAACCAACAGAAAUGGUAGCUAUGAAUGUUGACCAAAAAAGUGAAAACAUAGAUACAAGCACUUUAAAAAAUUCAGGUAUUUUGCAAGCACCCAAAUCAUUGUUGGGACUUGCUCCUCCUCUCCCAGAAAGUACAGACUGUACCCCAAAUUCUAAAUCUAAAGUUACAACACAAGCUGUAACUCCGCCAAUUUCUGAAAUGCUAAAUUUAACUCAAAAGCCAAGUUUAAUCGAUGUAAAUUCAAAAAUUCAGUCUCCAACAAUUAGCCAAACUCAAGAAAUUGCCACAACUUUGCCAGAACCUGUCAGUGAAUGCAUUUCAAUAUCCAUACCAGAUCAUGCUAAUUUGGUCUGUCCAGUUUUACCAUUGUCCCAAGAUGUUGCCUCGAAGGAAUUGAGUUGCCAAGAAAACAUAGCAUCAAGUUUGCGUUUUUACAAAGAAGACCCAAGUUUUAGCUCAAAAGCUAAGUCGGACUUAACCUUAGCUUCUGAUAUUCUUUGGUCGACGUUUGAUAGAAAAAACGCAAAUUUGUCAGAUGAGAAAACAUUGUCAAAAUCGCUCCCAACGGAAUCCACAUCUUGUUUAGGCGUACCCCAAUCGCACAGUCUUAAUUUGGAACAUUCUUUCACAAAUUUACCAGUCAAAAAUGAAAAUUCAAAUUCUUUUUUCCCCGCGAUCACAAUUCAAGCAGAUCCGCCAUCAUUCGCGACCUCGCCUUCUUCACCUUGCUCCAUCCCUUCGCCUUCUCUUCCCUCUCCUCCGGUUUCCAUGUUGCUGUUGGACCCUCUCGCCGCUCUCCACGCGUCCGAGAAAAGCGCAGCAUCUUCGGGCCACGCUUCGUCCCUGUCCCCCUCUCCGCGGAACACACCAGUCCCCGCCUAAAAAACCCUUUUCUCGCCCUGCGUAGACAUUUUCGAACCGGUAAAUCCCAACUGGGACGACGAAGAGUCCGAGGAGCAAGCUGACGAAGAAUAUUGCGAGGAUAGCGACGUAGCAGCGGACGAAAGCCAGUACCGUCACAGAAGGUUAACGGGAGAUUCUGGUAUCGAAGUUUGCCGUUGCCGAGUUGAAGACGAAGAUGACGACGACGAUGAUGACGACGACGACGAUGAUGCUGAAGAGAAAGAGAAGCUAAAACAAGAUGGCGGCAAAGACGGAGGAGAAAAGAAGUUGUUCGUAGGCAAUUCCGAGCUUCACGACAGCGUGGAUUGUCCAGUGAGGAGCCAGAAGAGCGGAGACGACAUUAAUUUGUGUAACACCGAAACGAUGCAGAGUUCAGAUGAGAAAGUGGUGAUUUCUGUUGAAACAGUGUAAUUUGGCAAAACAUACAAAGACACGUUAUGAUUGUAAAUGAGGGAUGUUUCAUUAUCAGAUUCAUGGGAAAGGGAAAAACAACACUCUUAAAUAAGUUUAAUUAGCGAUUUAAUUUUGAUUGGAAUAGAUUUUGACUGGUCUAUAAAUAAUAUUUGCAAUUGGAGUAGCUAUUAUUAGUCACUUAAAAUGGCAGGGAAGAAAUAUAAUACCACCACCACCACCACCACUACUACUACUACUACUACGAUUAUUUUUGGCAAGUAACAAGACAAAAUCCACCCAAACCAAGAGUCUUAAAAAGUUUUCCAGUAUAAUGGAUUUACUAUAUAUUUGCAACAAUAAAUAAAUUCUUAUUUUAGUCAAAUUGAACCAAGAUUAGUUCAAGCUAUUUUUUUAUUUAAUAUUGUUGUUUUUCCCAUAAUUCAAGUGUGUUCAUUUGCUCCACUAUUAUAUUUGCACCUAUAAUUUUCUUUUUGAUUGAGCAAUAUUUAAAAGUCAACCAAACAGUAACGUUAAAAACUCUUUUACAAACUGACUGACCUAAACGAACAUUAUAGAAGUAGCGUUAUAAGAGUAUUCUGGAGUUCUGGUUUCCUCAAAAGGUGUAACGAGAUGCAAAUACAAGAUGACACAUAGAAAAUUGUGAUGGAUAAUUUUAAGAAAUCUCUCAAAGCAGGGAAACUUUGACUCUCAAAUGUUAAGAGUUCCAAUCAUCGACGUUUAAACCAAGUCUGAACCAGGACUAAUCCCAGGUUUCUUCAUUAUAGAGCCUAAAGCAUAACAGGUCUAAAACAGUUCUAAACCAGGACUAAAUCUGGUCUAAAUUUAAACCACUAACACUGGAUAACUACUGAGCAAUCACAUUUUUCAAGUUGCAAUGACAAAAUGUUAAGAAAUUUUUAAAAUAUGUUUACCUGGACUAGAUUUGAAUAAACUGGUGAAAUUUGUUUGGAUAUAAUCAACUUCACUUUUGGAAUGUUAAAAUGCCAUUAUAGUUACAACUUCAGUACCUUUUUAUCAAUUAUUUAUCAAAUUAAUUCCUAUUCAUAUGUUUCAAUGGUAUCUACAGUUAACUUACUUAUACCUUUGUGUCAGAUGCCCUACCAUAAAUAGUUUUAUUGAUAUUAGGACAGGUAAAGGUAAAUCAGAUGUUGCGUUCGUUGGAAAAUUAUUGCAGGAUUCCAAACCUAAUUUAAAGAAACUGAUUCAUUUGUGCAUUUUCGUUUUUGGAUAUAAUUAAAAUUUCCAAACACAAGGAUACUAGCCAUGUUAUUAUUACUAUUAUUAACACCAAGGGGAUGUGUACCACAGUUUGAGAACCGAUGGUGUUUGUGACGCACAGAAUUAGUCAAAAAUAGUGAAUGCUUUUGUUGGUAUUUUGCAGAAUGACGAGCGCGUAGGAGCAGUUAGACAUUGGGUUAUUAUUGUUCUCAAUGAAACCAAACUAAACAAAGGAUUUCUGACGUGAAAAUCUGAUGAAAAGGCGACAUUUAAACAACUUUUCCCCUAUUUUUAGACAUCCCUUUUGGAUAAUCUUGCAACGUCAAGACCCAUUAAAGGUCAUACAAUUGAAGACGAAGGCAGAAUGAGCUGCUAAAGAUUAGAAAUGGCAGAUGUUUAGAGAUGGUUUAUGGUUAAUAUCUCUGUAAUUACUCGGCCUGUCCACUUGAAGCAAAUGAAUCAGUACAAAUGAACUAAGGUGAGACAGGGAGAUGAUUAAAGGUGAUCUAUGUAACUUUUCUGGUAAAGGGUCUGCCACUUGCUUGUUUCCAUGGAGAUGUGAUUGCUUUGUCUGGAAUGUUUCAUUGUAUGGCAUUAAAUAUGUUCAAUUAUAGGUGUUUUUAUCACUCAUAAAUGCCUUAAAAACAUGGAUUCUUAUUGUGAGUUUAAUGCCAUAUUAUGGAACAUAUCACUCCAUGCAGAUGAGCAAGUGGUGGGCCCUUCGCAUGUUACGUAUUGCACCUUUAAGCCACAAGAAUGUUAUUGUAGAAUCAAGACAAUAACCUGGGAGAUUUGCAUAUUUUUCUGUUCUGAAAAUGCUUUAAACAGUGGCUCCUGUCCUCUCUAUGUAAUGUUAAAUUCAUAGUAAAUCCAACAAAUACAAAUGUUGUUGAAAUAUGAUUAAAUAGAUUUUUUGUGGGUAUUUUCCAACAAAUUAUAUAUUUUGUGAAGUGAUUUGAAAGUGAAGAGCAAUAUUUUUCAUCAGCAAUUGUGUAAAUACAGAGAAAGGUUCUUGUGGAGUGACAGAAGAUAUCGAAAAUGUUUUGUGGUAUAAAAUAUACAAUGCCGUCCACUACGCUGGUACAUUUGAAGUUCUAGUUCUGAGUUCAAGUUCCCGUUAAGUUUCUGCUUUAGUGAUUUUAGACCUUGGUUUAGUCCUGGUUUAGUCCCUGGUUUAGUCCUUGGUUUGGAUCCGGAAUUUAAUCAUGUUUGUUUUUUUUAGUUCCUCACUAACACUCUUAUUUAGUCACAAAUCAUAGCUGUAAAACAGUACAAAAUAAUGAAUUAAGACUUAAAGAUGCCCCCAAAUCACCACAAUAGAUUUAUUACCCAUGCCAAUCGUAGUGGAUGGCACCGUAUGUUUAAAAUGAGACCUCAUUUCCAAUACUCAUGCUAUAUUGACAAGGUUUUAACGAUUCAUUUGCUUGGAUCUAGUUUACCGCAUUUGAAAGAACUAUCUGUGAUCUCACUGGUUGAUAUCGACCAAUGGGAACAUCUUAUUUUAAACCCUGUUUUCAUGCUGCAUUACUACAACUUCAACUCAUUCUUGUUGGAGGCUUUCGACGGACUAAAAACGAACUGAAAAAUCGGCAAAUUUCUGACUUGAAUUCGCUCAGAAUUUUACAGAAUUCUGCUUGAAUUGGGGCACAAUUCAACGGAUUGUCAGAAUUCACCAACAACAACAACCGGAUUUUUUUGUAACAUGUUUGUCACAUUUGAGCUGAACUUAGAGAGAAUCCGAGCUCAAAAAAACAUACAAAAUCUGGAAAAUUGUUGUUGAAAAGAACUUGGGAACUUUGGUAGUUUUGAGCAAACUGAGCAGUCGAUGUCGUGCUUCUCUUGUCGUGGUUUUGAUGAUAUUACGUGCCAUUUUUACGCGAUACUGUUAAACUCUUAGCGUUUAGAUUCGAGUGAAGUUUAAUGAGUGAAUGGAGAAACUGUGUGUGGAAAUUAAAGCUCAAGAAUCCACAACUUUACCAGCUCUGCACCUAAAAUAAUGAGAUAAAAUGUUAAAAGGACACAAUUUUUUACUAUUAAUGUUCAAUUUAUUAGUUUCAACUAGUUUUGAUUUAUCUCAGGCUACUUACUUACAUAUCUACAACUUAAUUAAUGAUAGUUCUGUCUUAAAGCUAAACAUGUAUUAUGUAACUUUACUGUGUAUGCCAUGGAGAUGCAAUUGCUUUGCCUGAAUCAUGUUGAACAUUUUGGUAUUAAGACUUUUAUAUUUCGCUUUUUUAAGUUACAGGUGUUUUUGUUGCUCAGAAAUACCUUGAUUACAUGCAUUCUUACUGUGAGCUGGAUUGCCUCUCCACAGAUCUGACCUGUGACUGGUCUAAAAAGUGAAAAAAUCUAGACAAGUAUCACAAGUACAUAAACUCUUCAGAUUACUAUAGAUAAUGUAAAUAGAAUUAAGUCAUAUGUUUUCAAAACACCAAAACCACAGGGGUAUUGGGUAAAAGGUGUUCAAUUAAAUAAAAAUUAUUAAGUUGACUUGAUUGUAACUAACUAGAAAACAUUAAGUAAAUCUAACUCGAUUCAGUGCGGUUGGAGAGCUGUUAAAUUUGGGGAUUUUUGAAUAAAUUUUUUAUUUUAUUUUUGAAAUUAUUUCUUACUUUUGAAUGGGCGAAUGACACCAACAAAAUCUUCAUCUUGUCCCAUUUGAAAACUACAUUUGUGUGAUUUUUUUUACCGAUAUACUGUAAAAAUCUGUGGAAUUUAUCCUAAAAUCUGAAUUCUGUUGAUUUGAGGUGCACUUUAGAUUAGCAAUGGUGUGUUUUGAAAAGCCACUAAUUAUCGAGCUUGUGUUUAUCUAAACUAGACAAAGCACUGUAAAAAAUAAAAAAAAUUGAGAAAACUACACUGCAAAAAAUAAUAUUAAUCUGGAUGUGGGUGUUGAAGAAUUUGGGUGUUCUUGUAGAAAAAAUGAGCAGAUUUUUCCAUGUAUUUGAGCAAAAUACAGUACAGUACAGAUAAAUUGUAUAAGCAGCUUUUUAGGUCAAAAUAAGUCUCCAUCUAAUUUUAAAGCGUCUAAUAAUCAGAAAGUUGGUGCAGUAAUAAUAAUUUGAAAUGAAGUCGUUGUUUUUCAAAAUUUCACGACAUUAAAAAACACAUACAGCGCCUUUAAACUGAGAUGGAGGAAGGAAAAUGUUCACGUUAAGACUUUAGAUAUUAUGGAGCUUAUUGUUUUUUGCAGUGUAUGUUUACCUUCUUGAUUUGUGAAUGACUAAACCCAAUCAUAUGACAGUUUGGAAUUUCUUGUGUAAAAUGCAGUUCAUAAUAAUAGUAAUUAUGGGUAUGGGCCCCUGGUUCUGGUGCGCUUCUGUUGGGUCUAAAUGAGAGUGUGUGAUACUCAACCAGCCUGUUGUAACGUGUGACAAUAUACAAAUAAAACUGGGAAAAAACA